CAGCUGUCCACAACGCCGUCGGCCACUCUCAAGAUACCACUGCUGGCCUCGAGCGCCAUCACCUCGCCCGAGGCCACGCUGAUGUCCAGGCACCCGCCGCCCCGCACGACCUUCUGCACCUCCACCGCCCCGCGCGGCAGCACCCCCGAGCUGCUGCUACUGCUGGCCUCGAGCGCCAUCACCUCGCCCGAGGCCAUGCAGCUGUCCUCCUUGCCGCCGACGCCCGUCUUGCUCUUGGUCCUGCUGGCCCGGGGGUCCUCUCCACGUCCGAGCAGUCGUCCGUAUUGCCGCUGCCCGCUGCUGUGUCCGGCUCCGAAGCUGAAUGAAUGA
Messenger RNA from Phytophthora sojae, 330 nucleotides. RefSeq lists its product as hypothetical. NCBI's taxonomy places the organism in Eukaryota, Oomycota, Peronosporomycetes, Peronosporales, Peronosporaceae. The annotation marks the transcript as partial. The transcript has a single exon. The record is from RefSeq and is a predicted model, not a curated record.